This is a messenger RNA of Mauremys reevesii (Reeves's turtle), 2332 nucleotides long. RefSeq names its product phenylalanyl-tRNA synthetase 2, mitochondrial (gene FARS2). Gene Ontology annotation, biological process: phenylalanyl-tRNA aminoacylation. Gene Ontology annotation, molecular function: tRNA binding; ATP binding; phenylalanine-tRNA ligase activity. NCBI's taxonomy places the organism in Eukaryota, Metazoa, Chordata, Testudines, Geoemydidae. Bases 524 to 2047 code for a protein of 507 amino acids. The record is from RefSeq and is a predicted model, not a curated record. The transcript is spliced from 10 exons. Gene Ontology annotation, cellular component: mitochondrion; cytoplasm.
ACAGCGGCGAGCCCGCGGGGCGAGAGAGCCGAGCGGGAGGACUUGAGUCCUUAAGAGACAAACCCUGAAAAAGGGCAGGGGAAAGGGUGUAACAUUCAAACCACAUGGACAGAGUGUUGGCAGCCAGAAGUCAGACUUUUAUCCGCAAAAGAUACUGAAUUUGUGUCUCAAGCCUUCUGAAGGAAAGGCAAGUCCAGAACCAGUAGGUUGACCAAAACUUACAGACAAAGAAAAGGAAUUAGAACUGAGACGAGAACACCUCUUGAUGCAAUAUUGCAAGCCUCCAAAUGUUUCCAGUGGUAUCAUCAUGAUUAAUGUGGCACUAUAGGAAAACAGACAACAAAUCAGCCUACGGCAUCUUGUUUUGGUUACAGAAACUGCAAAAAGGGGAUUUUGUGACUUCAAUACAGAUUUUUGAAGGGCCAUGGGAAAUGUUAGAUGUCCUCAGUAGGAUGUGGAGGAUACACACCACCUGAUAAGAUUGGAGCCUAAGUGUGUGCAUGAGAGCCUCAGAGGUAUUUUGAUGGCAGCAUCUUGGAAUUUCAUGAGAGUAGUUCAUUAUUCCAAAAGUGUUUUGUCACAGGGAGCCCAGAUAAGAGGAAUCACCAGUGAUUUGGGGCAUGCCUGCUCCAGGACUAUAACUUCAAGUUUUGUUGCCAAAACACCGACAUCAAACACAGUGGAACUGCUUGGUAAAGCGCACCCUCGAGAUGAUUACAGCAAUGUCACCGAUAAAAUUCUCUCCAAGGUGGGAAAGAACUUGCACAACCAAAGGUACCACCCUUUGUGGCUGAUCAAAGAGCGAAUAAAGGAUCAUUUUUACAAGCAGUAUAUAGGACGCUUUGGGACCCCACUCUUUUCUGUUUAUGAUGAUCUGUCCCCGGUGGUUACAGUGGAGCAGAACUUUGACAGAUUGCUUAUCCCAAAAGACCACCCCAGCAGGAGGAAAGGGGAAAACUACUACAUGAACCACACUCACAUGCUAAGAGCACACACGUCGGCUCACCAGUGGGACUUGAUGCACUCAGGGCUGGAUGCCUUUCUGGUUGUGGGAGAUGUCUACCGCCGCGAUACAAUUGAUAGCAGCCACUACCCAAUCUUUCACCAGAUGGAAGGAGUGCGGCUCUUCUCCAAUCAUGAGUUGUUCAGCAACAUCAAAGAUGGAGAAAAUUUACAGUUGUUUGAGCAAGGGCACCGCACAGCACACAAGCAGGAGACGCACACCAUGGAGGCAGUGCGGCUGAUGGAAUUCAAUCUAAAACAAGUGCUCACAAAGCUUGUGACUCAUCUCUUUGGUGAUGGACUGGAAAUUAGAUGGGUAGACUGCUACUUCCCGUUUACACACCCUUCCUUUGAGAUGGAGAUCAACUUCCAAGGAGAAUGGAUGGAGGUGCUGGGCUGUGGGGUCAUGGAGCAGCAGCUAGUUAACUCAGCUGGUGCUGAGGAGAAAAUUGGAUGGGCAUUUGGCCUGGGAUUAGAGAGGCUGGCCAUGAUCCUCUAUGAUAUCCCUGACAUCCGCCUGUUCUGGAGUGAAGACGAACGCUUCCUGAAACAGUUUAGUGUGCCUCACAUUGACCAAAAAGUGCAUUUUCAGAUCUGGCCCGAGGUGGAUUCAUCUCCCGUCACCGCCGCUCCCAGCGCCAGGGGUUGGGGCUGCUGCUGGAUCCCAGCCCCGCUCAUCCUUGGUCUUCGCCUUGGCCCUGGCACGAGCUGCUGCUCUGCUCCCCUCUCCUGGCAGGGGCGGCGCAGAGGGGAGGAGGAGGAGGAGGCAGAGUCGGGGACAAGCCGAGGAGGAGCGGCCCACCCGGGCACCAGGUUCCUCCCGUCCUCUUCAGCCGGAGCAGGGCCGUGCUACUGGCUCUCGCCUGGGGGGUGGGGGGUGACCGCUGCCCACGGGAGAGCGGCGGGGACAGGUUCCUCACUUAGCCGGCUCCCUGCCCAGCUGCACUCGGCGGCAGAAAAACAGGCUGGUUACUGCCCAGGACGCCGCUUCAGGUAUGAGCUGGGGCCCCAGCAUUAUGCCACCCCAUAUAUUUUACUGCCCUAGGCACCUGCUUGUUUAGCUGGUGCCUAGAGCCGCCCGUGGACAGAGGACUUGUUCUGGAAAUCUCAGGGAGACCAAAAAUAGAACAAACUGACAGGCUUAAGGGAAAACAUUUUCGAAACUUAAGUAGCUUUGCCUGUAUGUUGCUAGUUCUGUCUCAGAAAAAUAAAAUCUAAGGUCCAAGCCAGCCAUUUCAUCCUGUUUGAACUGAUUAUGUACUGUGAAGGGGGUGGGUCUAAUGACCCACCAUUAGUAUGCUCCUCUGUAUAAUUUACAUUUAUCUUCUUA